Molecule: messenger RNA, 1356 nt
Organism: Suillus fuscotomentosus
Lineage: Eukaryota; Fungi; Basidiomycota; Agaricomycetes; Boletales; Suillaceae
Exons: 4
Coding region: 1-1356 (451 amino acids)
Biological process (GO): regulation of transcription by RNA polymerase II
Cellular component (GO): nucleus
Molecular function (GO): DNA-binding transcription factor activity, RNA polymerase II-specific; sequence-specific double-stranded DNA binding
Source: RefSeq, a predicted model, not a curated record
AUGUCUACUCCGACGACGGCUAAUAUUCCAUCAAACUGUCAUACGCCCUCUCCGAUUCCUUCACGACGCAUUCAACACGAGCAUCGACUUCCUCAUCACGAUACCAACAAACGUACACGAAGGAGCAACUCAGAAAAUAUGACUGUCGAACAACCUUCUUCCGCCUCUGACUCUUCAUCACAAAGUGGUAUGGCAGACAACGAAACAGAGCCAGAACAACAGUCAGAACUAUCUUCUCAAACCGCUCCAGCUCCUAAGAAGAAACGCACACGCACUCUCACGACUCCGCACCAAUCUGCUGUCUUACACGCACUCCUCGCACAGUCUCGCUUCCCGACAACAACAAUGCGUGAGGAGGUAGGCCGCCAAAUUGGUCUCAGUGCUCGCAAAGUCCAAAUCUGGUUCCAAAAUCAGCGCCAGAAAGCCAGGCGUCCCCAGAGUGAUUCUGCACCGUUAUCUCGUCCAACUCAUUUUGGGCCCUUCCCAGGCGCUCCGCAAUCAACUUCUUCCUCCCAUACAGCUCUUGAUGUUGGUAUGGCGGAAUCAUUCCCCGACAUUUCAGGAGCUUGUGCUCCGCGGAACCCCGUGCCUAGAUCAGGUCCGCCACUUGACCCUGGGCUUUCAGGUCCUGGUAUACCCGGACGGUGCACGUCACCCUACCCCACCUCUUCAGAAGAGUAUCCCCGCAUUGCAGCGAGCCCCGACUCCACCUCAUCAAUGCAAAACCGCAGCUCUCGCGGCCUUGAGGACUUUCCCAGCCUCACGCUACGUGAACCUGUUCCCCGCAUCCUUGCGUCACGCUCAUUUUUAAUGCACGAGGGCGCACAGUCCCCUCCCUCCUCGCGAGUGCUCCCACCCAUUCACUUUAGUGCCUUGGAAUCACGCAUCAGUACUGACCCUUACAUGUCACCAACGUCCUCACUACCUCCCUCUCACCUAUCUUCUACCAGCAUUAUGCACCAACACGAGCCCACACGCCACACAGAGCGCACCUCCACAGUGACAGGCAUCCCGCCUCCUUUCGCACUGCAACCCCAGCCGCAGUGGGAUCCGAAUAGCUUUGCGCCAUUCACCCGCCCGGAGUUCGCUUCAUUUUCGAGUCCAUCAAGGUCUGGGAGAUUCCUCUCCUCUGAAUCUCGUGAUCGCUUUGCUCCCCACGUCUCCCCAGAAUUGCACAACACAAGGGAAUAUCAUCUGUCCUCAGGCGAGCGCCAGCUCACCUCGCCCUCAGUUCUGCGUCCGUUCAACACUUUCCGUGAUAUAAUCGACCCCAGAAGGUACCCUGCACGCGAGUCAUCAUCUAAAGACGCCAGCUCCAAGCGCUUAGACGAUGACGAACCCCGCCGGAACCGUUGA